CAGAUCUCCUUCACUUUCACCACAACUCCGUGAUCUUUUUCUCCCUUCUUAUCCCUUAAAAGAUCCGGAGUCUACAACCGGAAAUACACAGAAACUGUCACAAUGCCGAAGAGAAGCAAAUUGCUCCAAGCUCUGGACGAGCACCGCGGCCGGGACUACGAUGCCGAGAAGCAGAAGAAGCUCGUGAGGGCGGCGAACAAGAAGAAGGCGGCCAAGGGGGAGGUGACUGAGGAGAAGAAGGAGGAGGACAACGCAAAGAAGUCGAAGGUUGAGGAGGGAGACGAGAAGGAGGAGGAGGAAGAAUCUGCCGAAGACCAAGAAUCCGAGAACGAAUCCGCCGCCGAAGAGGAAGAAGAGGAGGAAGACGAAGAAGCCGAAGAAUCCGACAUCCCGCUGAGCGACCUCGAGGACGACGAGCGUGAAGACGUGGUGCCGCACCAGCGGCUGACCAUUAACAACUCGGCGGCCAUCACGGCCUCGCUGAAGCGCAUCUCCUUCAUCUCGGCGCAGACCCCCUUCUCGGAGCACAACUCGCUGGUGUCGAAGGAGGAGAUGGAGGUGCCGGACGCCAACGACGACCUCACCCGCGAGCUCGCCUUCUACAAGGUCUGCCAGGCGGCGGCGACGCAGGCGCGCGCCCUGCUUAAGAAGGAGGGCAUCCCCUUCACCCGCCCCGGCGACUACUUCGCUGAGAUGGUCAAGACGGACGAGCACAUGGACAAGAUCAAGAAGAAGCUGUACGACGAGGCCGCCGCCAAGAAGGCCGCCGCCGAGGCCCGCAAGCAGCGCGACCUGAAGAAGUUCGGCAAGCAGGUCCAGGUCGCCAAGCUGCAGCAGCGCGCCAAGGAGAAGCGCGAGACCUUGGAGAAGAUCAAUGAUCUGAAGAAGAAGCGCAAGGCUGAUACCUCCGGUGAGGCCGACAACGCCAACGAGAUGUUCGACAUCGCCAUCGACGAUGCCCAGCCCAACAACCGGAAACGUGCCUUUGGCAGCGACGGCGCCACCAACGCCAAGCGUCAGAAGAAGAACGAGAAGUACGGCUUCGGCGGGAAGAAGCGCCACUCCAAGAGCGGUGAUGCCGUCUCGAGUGGUGAUAUGCGCGACUUCUCCGUCCGGAAGAUGAAGGGCGGUUCGAGGGGAGGUGGUGGUGGUGGUGGCGGCGGCGGCGCCAAGAGACCCGGUAAGAGCAGGAGAGCUGCUGCCAAGGGUCGUGCUUGAUAUUCUUUUUCUUCAUCGUUUCUGUUUCCUACAUUUUCAUCAUUUUCUAGCUUGCUCGGAUACCGGAUGAGGGUCGUUUGGGUUUCUAUUUUACAAAAAGCAAUUGUCUCGAUUUUUACUCUCCCCCCCAUCACACCCCAUUAGACACCGUGACUGUGCUUGGUCAGGGUUAUGAAACUUGUGUAUAUUGAACUAAUCCAUGGUCAUGGUUGGACGGC
Aspergillus aculeatinus CBS 121060 is the source of this 1436-nucleotide messenger RNA. RefSeq names its product EBP2 family rRNA-processing protein. Gene Ontology annotation, biological process: ribosomal large subunit biogenesis; rRNA processing. Gene Ontology annotation, cellular component: nuclear periphery; nucleolus; preribosome, large subunit precursor. The record is from RefSeq and is a predicted model, not a curated record. Bases 103 to 1218 code for a protein of 371 amino acids. The transcript is spliced from 2 exons. Lineage: Eukaryota; Fungi; Ascomycota; Eurotiomycetes; Eurotiales; Aspergillaceae.